CACAACUCGGGCGGGGUGUUUGGGCCCCGUGAUUCGUGCUGUCACGAUCUCCGUUCGCGGAUCCCGGUUCGGGACAUUAUCGCGGAAUUCACGGGAUUCAUCGUCAUCACCGGGCCUCGAUGAAAAUGAAGCGGAUGAAGAGCGAUGUGAUCAGCGCGACAAUCGAGUCUUACCUGAAACGGCGUCAUUAUCAGACCCACGAUUAUCGCAAGGGCGAUCAGUUGUUCUGUCAGAACAGCGAUCAGACGACUUUGAAUGCGACCGCGGAGUGCGGCACCUCGCAGGACAAUUCGAUCGUUUUCAGUGCCAUCACCAUUGAUAUCAUUGCGGCAGAUCAGGCAUAUCAGCGAUUGAAGAAAUGGAUGAGCGUCGCACUCAACGAAAAAUUACGAAUAGAGUUACAAGGACUUUUGUAUCCGAUUUUUUGCCAUCUUUAUUUAGAGAUGUUACACGCUGGUAGUCGUCAAGCUGCAAUCCAAUUCCUAAAGACGUAUCAGAACGAGUUUAUGAGUGAUACGGAGAAAGACUUCUUAGAAGAAUUAUCUAGCGUAUUUUCGGUGCAAGAUAUUGAGUUGAGGCCUUUGGUAAAUGCGUUCAGAACUAGAAAGUAUAAAGUAGAUCUAUCUGAAUCGGCACAUAUUUGUCUGAGACAAUAUCUUACCAAAUAUGGACACAUAAUAUUAUUGCAGAUUAUAAAUACACACAUCACAAUAAUUAGAAAAGCAGAUAGCCCUCAAAUGGAUGGAGAAGUAUUGGAAGAAAGAAGUCAAAGAUAUGAAGCAAGUAUUAACGGCCACGUGGAACAACCUUCUGGUACCGGUAUAGAUCGUGAAAUGAGAGAAUUGCAGGAAGCUAUACGAUUGAUACAGCAUAAUUCUCAUCAAGCAUUAAGAUUGUUUACAGUGAAGAAUGCUAUAGAAAAUGCAAGUUGCGGUCUUAUUGCACCUAAAAUGGACAAGUUGGCUGUAGGUUUUAGUACAGCUGAAAUACGUUUGUGGGCUAUAGGAGAUACAGUUUUGGUCAAGAAAAAUGAUAAACAGUGUGUUCCGUCUACCUGUGAUAUAUCACCAUUUUAUAAAUUCAAUGAGCAAGAAAGCACAAUAAGAAGCGAAGCAGGGGCAAUAGUAUUAAGAGGACAUACAGAUGUAGUACACGAUUUAAGAUUUAUUCCAGAGGUAGAUAUUCUUCUUUCUGUAUCGAGCGACAAAGAUAUGAGAGCAUGGAAACUCAACAAUUACUCAUGUACAGCAAUAUAUAGCGGUCAUAGCUAUCCUAUAUGGUGCAUGGAUACCAGUGUGUUCAAUUUAUAUAUCGCCACAGGCUCACACGACAGAACUGCAAAAUUAUGGUCAUUGGAUAGAACAUUUCCCUUGAGAAUAUUUGCUGGUCAUUUUUUAGAUGUCAAUUGCAUAAAAUUUCAUCCAAACGCAAGAUACUUAGCAACCGGUUCCGCUGAUAAAACUGUAAGAUUAUGGUCAAAAGACGAUGGUAAUCUAUUGCGAGUAUAUGUUGGAGCGCAAUCGACUAUUUAUACUUUAGCUUUUAGUCCAGAUGGCAAAUAUCUGGCUGCUGCAGGUGAUGACAAGUCCAUAUUUAUAUGGGAUUUAGCAACUAAUGGUUUACUGACUGAACUGAAAGGUCAUAAAGAUACAAUCAUGAAUGUAGAUUGGAGUUUAGAUAAUCAAUAUAUUGCCAGUGCAAGCUUAGAUGGAAUCGUACGAUUGUGGUCUACUCAAGAUUUUAUCAAAACAUUAAAUGGAGGAUCGUCAAGUAUUAUGUUGCAGUCAGAAGCGCCACAAAUUUAUUCAACAUAUUGCUCAAGCAUUCUCUCAUUGAAUUAUUACAAGAAAAGCAAUUCGUUGAUUUGUAUCGGUACUAAGUAA
Molecule: messenger RNA, 1883 nt
Organism: Cyphomyrmex costatus
Lineage: Eukaryota; Metazoa; Arthropoda; Insecta; Hymenoptera; Formicidae
Gene: wda
Product: will decrease acetylation
Exons: 10
Coding region: 120-1883 (587 amino acids)
Molecular function (GO): protein binding
Source: RefSeq, a predicted model, not a curated record